AUGGCCUUUCAAGUUCUGCACGAGUCCCCACUUGCACCAGCAAUAAGAGCCAGCGAGACUCACAAAUCGCAUUUCAACGGGAGAAUGGCAAAUAGGUUCAAAAGACUAAUGGCUAACACUUUCGAAAAGAUGAUGUUCGUCUCUGGAGAGACAGCCGAGCCGUCCCCUGAAACGACCACCCUGAUUGAAGAGAUCACCCGACAGCAAGUCAUCGAGAUUCUCACUCGCAGCACCGCUUUGGCAACUCGCCGCGGUGUCCGUUCGAUCUCUACUGACGACCUUAUCUUCCUGAUCCGCCACGACAAGGCAAAAGUUUCUCGCCUUCGAACUUUCCUCUCUUGGAAAGAUGUCCGCAAAAACGUCAAAGACUCCGACGACAAGGGCGGUGGUGAUGCCGCGGACUUUGCUGCCGAUGAUGCGGCGGGAGCUGUUGCAGGCCCGGCCGACGUGGCUGCCAAACCCAAGAACAAAAAAGCCAAAGUCGGACUUGCUUGGGAUGUCAACAGUUUCUAUUCCAUCCAAAUUCCAGAACGCGAAGACGAAGAGGACGAGGAAGAAGAAGAGCAGAACUACGCAACCCUGCAGCGUCUUGCAGCCGCUGACGAGCGCACUCGACACAUGACCAAGGAAGAGUAUGUGUUCUGGUCUGAGUGUCGACAAGCAUCAUUCACAUACCGAAAGAGCAAGCGGUUCCGUGAGUGGGCCGGCUUCGGUAUUGUAACCGAGUCCAAGCCCAACGACGACAUUGUGGAUAUUCUUGGGUUCCUCACUUUCGAAAUUGUCCAGACUUUGACCGAGGGUGCCCUCAAGGUCAAGGAGCGCGAAGACAACGAGAAGAAUCGGCGCGGUGGUGCCGAUGCGGGCGAGAACUUGAAGAAACGCAAGCGGGAGACUGGUCUCUUUGACCCGCCCGAGGAGGGGCGCACACCCAUUGAACCGCGACACGUUCGUGAAGCAUACCGCAAGUUGCAGGCGACCCCUCAAAAGGCGGUUGCAAUGCUGCUACAUGAGGGCCGCAUCCCAGCCCGUCUACCUCUGGUUUUGAUUUGA
Molecule: messenger RNA, 1050 nt
Organism: Penicillium olsonii
Lineage: Eukaryota; Fungi; Ascomycota; Eurotiomycetes; Eurotiales; Aspergillaceae
Source: the annotation of a GenBank genome assembly